ACCUGAAACUACAUGCUUUGCCAGUCGUGACUCAGUAUGUCUGUUGAUAGUACUUCCUGUGUGCGUAUCAUACGUUCGUGGUACAUUGUGUUUGAAGCACGAUGAAGUACGCAAUUCUUUUGCUCGCCAUAUUCGCCAUUCAAGGUAUUCGAAGUCAAAAUUGUACUCGCACAAACCAUCAGAGCAAUAUCUGCGCCAAACCCUGUAAUCCAUCAAAGAAUGAAUGCGGUAGAAACGAAGAUUGUAUAUGCGAUGGUGACUGUGGCCAUAGUUGCGUAAAAAGAGGCCUUCAGUGUCCACGAUUGAGCCGAAUUGAUAAAGGUCGAGUUAAAUUAAAAAAUACCACAUUUAGGUCAGUUGCCAAGUAUCAAUGCAGAUCACCAUACAAGGCAAUCGGAUCUAAAAAGAGAACAUGCAGAGGAAAUGGCACCUGGGACGGUCAGGAGCCUGUUUGCAAACUGAUGUGCCCAGUCCCACCAAGAAUCUUAAAUGGUACAAUGAAGUAUGAUAGCUUAGAAGUUGGGCAAAAGGUGACUUACACUUGUUCGCCUGGAUUCGUAAUGGAAGGUAGGAACACAUUGACUUGUGCGAGGAGUGGCGCCUGGAACAGAGGUGAGCCAAAGUGCGUAUGCAAGAGAACCAAUCGUGAACAUUGGAAAUUCUGUAGGAGACAAUGCAACCCAAGCACAUCCGGAAGCUGCAGAAACAACCAGGAAUGUAUUUGUGAUGGAGACUGUGGAUACAGCUGUGUUCCGAAAGCUCUGGAAUGUGGAAGACCAUCAAAAUUGGAGAAUGGAAAACAGAAAUAUUCCUCCCGAAGACUUGGGUCUGUUGUAAAGUAUAAUUGCAAUGAACCUUACACCUUGAUCGGACCCAAGAAGCGUACUUGUCGUGGCAUAAAGAGAUGGGAUGGCAAUGAUCCAUCAUGUAAAAUCAUCUGUAAGGAUCCUGGAGAUAUCGAUUUUGGUAACAAACAACUCUACCGACGAAAUUUCGAAGAAGAUUAUCUGGAAGUAGGAGAUAGAGUGGAAUAUAACUGCUUCCCAGGUUACGAAAUGGAAGGCUCAAAAUAUCUUGUUUGUGGUUCAACGGGAGAAUGGAAUAAAGAUAAGCCAAAAUGCAAACUUCCAAACUGUGAUCCUCCACAGCUUCCAGAAAAUGUCGAUUUCAGGUUGCCCCAUCAAAAAAAGACACGGUCGUUCAAGUUUCAAGAAAAAGUACUACUGAAGUGUCAAACGGGGUACUUCCAAAACGGAAUAGGCCUGCUAACAUGCAAAACGAAAGGAAAAUGGACUGGUUCUUCGUUCACUUGCUCUCCUAAAAGUUGUGGCAGGCCACAAAUCCCUCUCCAUGGCAACGUGAAAUCACACGUUUUUACGUUCCGAAGUAAGGUUUAUUUUGAAUGUAACCCCGGCUUCAAGUUGGUUGGAGACAAGUAUCGCCAAUGUCAGGCGAAUCAAAAAUGGAGUGGACGUGUGCCAACCUGUAAACUAAUCGAUUGCGGUAGGUUGUCAACUCCACAUAAAGUUUUAAUAGUUUCGGAAACCGGUCACACGCGACUUGGCGGUUAUGUGAAAUAUCGGUGUAAGGAGAAAGGCUACGAGCUGAUUGGUUCGGAGACUCGAGUUUGUCAAAACGAUGAACAGUGGAGCGGAGUUGAACCUUCGUGCCAAAUUAUAAACUGUGGGAAUCCAGGUGCCGCAGCUAACGUUAAACGAAUUAGAAUUACAAAUGGUUUUGAUUAUGGUAGCUCGGUGGAAUUCGCUUGUGAGGCGAAUUACAUUUUGACGGGAUCCAAAAUAAUAACCUGUGGAGAAACAAAAGAGUGGAGUUCAACUGCCCCAAGUUGUCUUGCUCCAUGUUCAGACCCUGGUGAGCCAGGGAAUGGAACAAGAAUUGGAGAUGACUUUAAGCAUGGGAAAUUCAUAAAUUUUACAUGUGAUGACGACUUUGAACCUGUUGGGAAAAAAACCAUCCAAUGUUUGGAUGGAAAGUGGAAUCACAAGAUACCCCAGUGCAAAGAAAUCUCGUGCGGAGAUCCAGGAACACCAACAGAUGGAAGGCAAACAAAUGUCGUCAAAAACUUUGCUUUCAGAGGAACAGUAGAAUUCCAGUGUGAUAAAGACUACACCUUGCAUGGCAAAUCAUCUCUUUCUUGUCAAAGGAACAAGACGUGGGAUGGAGAUGUUCCAAAGUGUUUAGCAUCCUGCUCCCACCCUGGUACUCCACUUCACGGGGAAACCAUUGGAAGUGCUUUUGAACACGAUUCAGUCGUAAAUUUCCAAUGUUUACCCAACCGUGUUUUAGAUGGCGCCUCGAGGAUGAAAUGUAACAACGGGCAGUGGGACGCACAGCUCCCAGCAUGUAGAGAUUGCGACGGACCCCUGAGCACCUCCAGCAGACCUAUCAACUGUUCAAGGGGAGGAGAUCUGAGUUAUUUAGAGAUAAACCUCCAAAAGGAAAAUACUAUUACGGCAGCAAGUAUCCAGCUGGGAAAAGAUAAAGGAAAUGUUAAACAGAUUCAAAUAAAAAUGCGUCUUUCCAGCAAAUGGGUAAACAUUGGCCAACCUUUCAAGCCAUCUUUCAGUGAAGGAGUGACAACAAUGAAACUUCCUCAACCGGUUUUUUCUCAGUCUUUGCAAGUUCUGCUUAUCACCAAACAGGAACUCUCUAGUUGUUUAACACCGACAUUAUAUGGAUGUGAUGCAGUACGUCGAGGUUGUAUCAUGCCAGGCUCCGCAGUCCUCUUCAAAGAAGGAGGAAAAUAUCGUAAAGGGCGUUUUGGGUUUGUCUCGAGUAAGGGGUUGGAAGUCGUUGCAGGAAAUCGACCCAAAUAUUUAAGCAAAGAUGACAUACUAAUUCUUGAUGAGAAACCUAACGUCAACCAGCUAACUGAAGGCACUAUAGUCAUUGGAACAAAUUCGCGAGGGAAAAUAAAGAGGGGAAACAUAAAAAGAUCGUGCAGUUCCACUUCCUGUCCUAUUGAAACAAACGGUGUAGAGUGGCAGAGCAAAUUAGAAAACGUUCGAUUAUUCAAAGGAGAAUUGUGUAAAUAGUUCACGUUCAUAUGUUAUAUAAAAUGUCUGAGCGGA
This is a messenger RNA of Pocillopora damicornis (cauliflower coral), 3092 nucleotides long. Its product is annotated as protein lev-9. The record is from RefSeq and is a predicted model, not a curated record. NCBI's taxonomy places the organism in Eukaryota, Metazoa, Cnidaria, Anthozoa, Scleractinia, Pocilloporidae.